Messenger RNA from Sinocyclocheilus grahami, 1668 nucleotides. It is a transcript of the gene glmp, whose product is annotated as glycosylated lysosomal membrane protein. The transcript has 6 exons. Gene Ontology annotation, cellular component: lysosome. NCBI's taxonomy places the organism in Eukaryota, Metazoa, Chordata, Actinopteri, Cypriniformes, Cyprinidae. The coding region runs from base 71 to 1294 and encodes 407 amino acids. The record is from RefSeq and is a predicted model, not a curated record.
GGUCUGAAACUACAACAGCUGCAGAGAUGUCACUUCUUCAUUUCGCGUUAAUAUGUUCAUAGUUUAAAACAUGUGGGCGUUUAAAGCGAAUUUGGCAUUUUCUGUGCUGUUUGUCGUGUUUGGUGCUGCGCUUGGAUUCCUGGGGAAUAGAGAUACAUUUCGGCGGAAGGUCUCUGUAGAGCUGAAUCCCGGUCUGACUCCUCCGUCGGUUCUUCCUCCCGGAGUGGGUCUGGUUCAUGUGCGAGGACUGGGGCUCAAUGACACGCUGCACUUCUUGCUGUGUAAUCAUGGAGCUCCAGCACUGCUGAUGGUUCACACGAACAGCACACAGUCAGCAGUGCAGGUGGACUGGCCCUCCUUCAUCAACCGCAGUUCAUCAGGCAGCCUGAGGGUGGAGCCGCAGAGCAGUGUGCGGUACAGCAGCGCACUAGUGUUCACCAGAGUGUGGGAGUAUGAUGAUGUUAAUAACACCGCCGACCCACAGCAGGCCGCAGAGUCCAGCUUUUACCCUCCAUACGAGCUCCAGAACUUCAUCUGGUCCGACCUGAACGAAACCGUCAACCAAUCGGAUCUCACGGUAAAGCUGUGCGGCGGAGAGAAAACAGAGAGUUUCCUCAACGGCUCUCUCUGUCUGCAGUUCUCAGCGUUUGAAUCGGAGGGUCGUGAUAAAGCCUGGCCGAGUCUCCAUCAUAACGCCAACUCCUCGCAGCUGCACGUGUGGCUGGAAGGCGUGACGCCGCGAGGAAACCGCUCCAGAUUCGCUCUGGAGUUUCAGUCUGUAGGCGACUCUGGAUUCCAGGGACGAGUGGAUGUCCACAGCUCCAUAGACGAUGAGUACACACCCUCCAUCUUCAAGGUGUCUCAGUGGGUGUCGUUUCCGGAGAACAGCAGCGGUGUGUGGGGUUAUAAUCAGUGGAAGCCCGUGGCGUAUCGUAAAGCCGAGCCGGUGUUUGAGGACACCACACCAUGCAAACACUCCCAGCUCGUGUCCAUGAAGCGCAUCCCUCAGUCCGGUCUGGUUCAGGCGUAUUUCACAGAGGAUCCUCAGACGUACGGCCUGAACAUCAGCUUCGGCAUCGAUAAAGACCCAGUGCUUUACAGUGACACCAAAUACAUCAGCUGGACUGUUUUAGUGGGCAUGGGCGAGCCUCCGGCCGACUCGUUCUCCACGUUAAUCAUUAUCAUCAUAGCCGUUGGACUUGGCACUCCUCUGGUCAUCAUUAUCGUGGGUGGAGGGUUUGUUUGGAUCCGCAAGAGGAGGUCGCACUCGUCGGGCUACGAGCCAAUCAUCUGAUACCUUACGGUACAAGCCCCGCCCCCGAUGCACACACCUGGUUACCAUUAGAAACAUGUUACUGACGAUUAGAUGAGCGAGUUAAAUACUACUGACCAAUUACACUAACAAACUCUCUCUGGAUGGGUUUGGAUUUAAUUGAACCGUUAUACCUGGCAUAAAAGUGCAAAGGAGUUAUUAUUUGAUUUUACGCCAUCAUUUUGCAUACUUGAUUGAAUUGGCCAGAUUGAUGACAGCUGUGCACAUUUUAAAGAUUUAAAACAUUAUUUUCUCUUUAAUCCUGAUGCAAAUGCUUUCAUAUUUCAUCGAAGCCGCACUGCUGGAGGCUCUCAGGGAUUCUCACUGCAAUUAGUUUUGAUGUUUUUAACAUAAUC